CAAAGAUUUUUAUUUAUUUUUACUAUUUUUUACAUUGUAGAAUAAUAGUGAAGACAUCAAAACUAUGAAAUAACACAUUUGGAAUCAUGUAGUAACCAAAAAAGUGUUAAACAAAUAAAAAAUGAUUUUAGAUUCUUCAAAGUAGCCAACUUUUGCCUUGAUGAUAGCUUUGCACACUCUUGGCAUUCUCUCAAACAGCUUCAUGAGGUAGUCACCUGGAAUGCAUUUAUAUUAACAGGUGUGCCUUGUUAAAAGUUCAUUUGUGGAAUUUCUUUCCUUCUUAAUGAAUGUGUUUGAGACAAUCAGAUGUGUUGUGACAAGGUAGGGGUGGGAUACAGAAGAAAGCCCUAUUUGGUAAAAUACCAAGUCCAUAUUCUGUGUAUACCUUGUUAAAUGCAGUCUCUAUGCAGGUUUAAACGCAACAGACACCCAAUGAUCUUCACAAUCGUUUGAGUUCUUGGUCCCUUUCAUCAACACAAACUGUCAGUAUUGGAGGUAGUAACUAGAUAGAGUUUUUACCAGCAAUCAUUUACAGAUUGAUGAGAUUGAAUGCAAAUACUGACCCAGGGAAACACCUCAUUCAGUGACUGGAUCAACACAGACUCUAAUGUUUAAAUCCAUUAAACAGCACUUUAUAAAGCUUUGAAAAGGUAUAGCCACUUCUGAUUAUGAUCAUGUGUGUUGUGUUAAAGAAAGAAAGUAUGCAUUUUCCUUUCUAGCCAUUAAAUCUAGUUAAGGAGGAAAUCGACGCCUUUGCAGCCUAAAUGGAGAAUGUAUAGCCAGCUGCAUAUUCCCUUUGGACAGUCAAAUGAAAUGACUCAAUAUCACCAUCUGCCGGAUUUUGGACUAACGAUGGUGGGGGUUGGGGUAUCUGACAUAGGGGACUGGAUCAGUUCUUGAUUUGGACUGAAUUAGGUGCUGGUACUCAUUUUGGGUUCUGGUAGGCCUACUGUUUAUAUUUAGGAGCAGGAGCUCCACAAUACUUUUGAGCUCAUAUUCUAUAAAAGGAAUAGGAGGUCAAGCAGUAGAACAUUUGAGGUGCCGGUACUCUGCUCCAGUGAGCUCCUGCCCAUGUCAAGCUACACUGGAUGUGCUCAUUCUGCCCAAACCUGCAGUAGAUAAAACAAACUCAGAAAUGAAAUUUAAAGCUUCAUAUUCAGGACAUCAUGAUGAAAUACUGGACCUUGUGAAUAAGGAAAGAAUGACGUAAACAAUGCGGUGUUCUUUACAGCUCCGGCCGGUAGAAGGGCUCAGCAGCAUUCACUACAAAGGGCGAAACGAGGGUCAGAACAGAACAUGAUGCGGACGUGACGUAGGCGUCAUUCACUGGGGACCUUUAUUCCGCUGCCGCAGCAGCCCGGCCGGUAACGAGAGGAGGGGUACACGGUCAGUCAGGAUUGGAUUGCGCAGGCUACAAUAUAACCGGAUAUAUUUAUAAAUAGGGGCCUAUAUUAAUCGAUUUUAAAAUAAGAACAUAAUAUUAAUUGUAGAAAACGCCGACUGAACAGAGACAAACCCCUCCUCUCUCGUUAGGCUACUUCUUUGUCGACGCAUCUAUUCUGCACUGGGUUCUCUUGUUCUAGUCGGAGAAUUGAAAAACUUCGUUCAAAUACAUAUUUUUAUAUAAAUAAAUGGAUGAUUACGAGUUCGGUUUAUUACAGACAGCGACCAUUGGACACAACUCUACCCUUCUCGACGGACGCGCUUUCUGAUCCUAAUGCUCCUCCUCUUCUGCGGUUUCCAUCGGCCAGUUGUGCCCCGGCUCACCCUUGGUUUCGCGCAGUAGCCUCGCUGCCUUGUCCCCACUGUUCCUGUCAGCUGCUGCGCAUCAGCAAAACAUGCAGAAUGAGUCUGUGGGGGUGACAACCGAACAACGACCCUAGUCAACAGAGGAAAACUACAGCAGCAACAACAACACAAUCAAUAAAACCGGGAUACAGCAACCAAACCAACAACCAGCUAGGAGCCCUCACUUCCUCCACAACCACCUGAACCAGAAUCCAUAAUUUCCAUAUUUUGGUCAUUUUUGCCCGACGCAGUCUAUCUGUGACCUUCAGCACGACCGGAAAAUACAUCAGCAGUUAAGUCAGAGAGCUGAGUUUGGCUGCACUGAGUCGCCCCCACCCCAAGGAAAAUUCAGUCACCUGCCGCAGAGGCAGCCUUUCACCGCUCAAGUCUCCAUCGAACCCGAGCGCAGCGCAUACUCCAGACCGGGACAAAUCAGCCGCUAGCCAGUGGAGGAGGUUGAAGCCGAUGUGGAGACUGCCGCGUUGCCAUCGCCCACUUCCGUAAAUCCAAACAAGGUUAGGAUCCAAAUGGACUCCCCCAUCACCCACCAUAUAAAUAACAGCAAUGGCAGUAGCACCGGCAAUAUGUUGUCCGGAGGACUCGGGAGCGGUUUUCCGAACCUCCAGAACCAAGAGAUGCAGAACCCGAGUGGCGCCUCAGCUUCACCUCCCCUCCCUGGAUUCGGAACCCCGUGGUCCGUUCAGACCAGCUCUCCACCACCACCCGUUUCUAACUCGGCCAACCCUAUCCACCACUCAAACGCGAUUAAUCAGUUGCCUCAUACCGACCCAGACAACAGCUUCUAUCCCGGUAUCCCCUCGUCUAUCAACCCUGCCUUCUUCCAGAGUUUUUCUCCGGUGUCGACUAAUCCAUGCCCAGGGAUUAACGUGCAGGGCUUCAGCAGCCAGUUCUCACCCCAGAUCAACGCCCACCAGCAGCCGCAGCAGCAGAGCCGCAGGUCCCCCGUCAGCCCACAGAUGCACCCCCAGCACCAUCAUCAGCACCAGCAGGGCGCCUUCCUGCAGCAGAGGAACAACUACAACCACCACCACCAGUCCAUGGUGAAGCAGUCUCCCUGGACUGGCAGUCACCAGGGGAGUGGCUGGGGCUCUGGGAAUAUGUCCUGGGGUCGGGACCACCGUCGUGGUGGAGGCAUGGGCAUCCCGGGCUCUGUCAGCCAGGUUUCCCCCAUGAAGAAGCCCUUCCCCAGUAACGUCAUUGCACCUCCCAAGUUCCCCCGCUCCGCCGGCUCCAUGGGCCCCAAGUCCUGGAUGGAGGAGAACAUGUUCCGAACAGACAGUAACAGUAACACGCUUAUGCCUCUCCAGGAACGCUCUAGAAUGUACGACAGCCUGAACAUGCACUCCCUGGAAAGCUCUCUGAUUGACAUCAUGCGGGCGGAGCAAGAUCCAAUGAAGGGUCGUGUGGGAUGCCCUCAUCCCGGGGCUGAUGGCCUGCUCAUGCUCAAUGCAAGGAGCUAUGGGAGACGUCGAGGCCGCUCCUCCCUGUUCCCCAUUGAAGACAGCCUCCUUGAUGAUGGGCACGGUAACCAGGGCAUCCCAGGGCUUGGCCCUAACUGUUACCCCCACCAGAACGGGGAGCGCAUCGAGCGUUUCUCACGCAAAGUGUUUGUGGGCGGCCUGCCCCCUGACAUAGAUGAAGAUGAGAUCACCAACAGUUUCCGUCGCUUUGGCCACCUGGUGGUGGACUGGCCACACAAGGCUGAGAGCAAAUCCUACUUCCCCCCCAAAGGUUACGCCUUCCUGCUGUUCCAGGAGGAGAGCUCAGUGCAGGCUCUGAUCGAGGCCUGCAUGGAGGAGGACGGCAAGCUCUACCUGUGUGUCUCCAGCCCCACCAUCAAAGACAAGCCUGUCCAGAUUCGUCCGUGGAACCUGAGUGACAGUGACUUUGUGAUGGACGGCUCUCAGCCCCUGGAUCCUCGCAAGACCAUCUUCGUAGGAGGGGUCCCCCGCCCUCUCAGAGCAGUGGAGUUGGCCAUGAUUAUGGACCGUCUCUAUGGGGGGGUCUGCUAUGCUGGCAUCGACACCGAUCCAGAACUCAAGUACCCCAAAGGUGCGGGGCGCGUCGCAUUCUCCAAUCAGCAGAGUUACAUCGCUGCCAUCAGCGCCAGAUUUGUCCAGCUGCAACAUGGAGACAUUGACAAGCGGGUGGAGGUAAAGCCCUAUGUUCUGGACGACCAGCUGUGUGAUGAGUGUCAGGGUGCGCGUUGCGGUGGGAAGUUUGCCCCUUUCUUCUGCGCCAACGUGACCUGCCUGCAGUACUACUGUGAGUUCUGCUGGGCUAACAUCCACUCCCGCGCCGGCCGAGAAUUCCACAAGCCGCUGGUCAAAGAGGGGGCUGACCGCCCACGCCAAAUCCACUUCCGCUGGAACUGAAGAGGAACGCGACCACACAUGGCGACACAGUCAGAAGGAAUGGUCAAGGAAGAGAGACAUCACCAGGCAGGAAAAAGUGCAUCGCUCUGCCUCUUACCCUAAGCUAUCAGUAUAGAGUACAUAACAGUAUACAGUAUAUAUAUCUUUUGUAGCAGCCAAACACUACAAGCCUCAGUUUUUCACCAAAACCCCCCUCACAUCUCAGGCUCUGACAACUUUUUUGUGGUACUUUAAUGUUUUUUAAGAGGAGAUUUAAAAAGAGAUUGAUUUUUUGUAGGUUUUUCAAAUUAUUUUUAUAUGUGAGAUUUAACGUAGAUAUGAGAAUGUUUUUGCAUGGGAGCAGCCCAUCUGUCUGUCUGUCUGUCUGUCUGCUGCUAGCCACCCCCUAGUGGGUGUAGCGUGCCCUUGUUUCUGGGAAAACCUUGAUUCUAUAAUCUGAACGCCUGCCCCAGAUCAUUUACCAAAGGUAACAAAACGAUAGUAAGCAUAAAAGUGAUACAUUUCUGCCACAAAACAAACUCUUAUUUUUUAUUGUUGAUAAUAAUUUGUUCUUCUUCCCCAUCAGGGAAGCCAUUUACAAAAAUUUGGAGGUUAUUUUUGCUCUCAUUUUGACCUGAAAAAAUAUUACCUCAAAAUAUGAAUCUGGUUUUUUAUUAAUUCUAUUUAACCUUUUUAAUCACAAGCUAUAUUAGAAGCUUUGCUGCUAUAUAUAACAUAUGAAUAGAUGUAUAGGUGGUAUAUAUUAAUGCCAGCUAUAAACCGGAAUCUUGAAAAAUGAAAUGCAGUCCGCACUCACACAUUCAUGGCCACCUUUGCCAUGGAAGAAUAGAAUGUGACAAUUGAAGUGCAUGUUUGUGUCUAUACACCCUUUGCAUGCAAGAUAGACUUAACCAAUACAUGUACGAUAAAAAACUAACUACAGAAACUAUAUAACAGAAAACACUCAAAUCCUACUUUGAAUAGCAACAACAACAAAAACGUCAGAAGCCUAGGUGUAAGAUAAUAUAUAUAUAAAAAUGAAGAUAAAGGAAAAUACAUGAAAACGACUUAACAUUUAAAAAUCUUGCAUGCAUUGAUGUUGAUCUGUUGUUUGAACCAUUUACAUACUUAUUAUACAAGAAAAGCGAUAUUGGUUCUAAACUAGUUGAUGCCACCAUUUUGUGAUGUGGUGGUUUGUAUGGAGUAAUGAACCCUGUUGAGAAGCUGAGUGGUGUUCAGUCAGUGGUUAGUGUCUGUGUCGUGUCUGUGCUGUCUGUGUGGAUCUUGUUGGUGUGUGGAAUGAGGUUUUAGUUUAGUAACAAUGUAGGUAAACUAGAGGAGAAUGAGAACAUCACAACAUUUUGCCUUCACCCUUCCUAUCCUCCUCACCUUUGUAUAGUUCCAGAGGUUACUCUAAUGUAGCAUAACCCUUUGCAGACCGAAAGCAUACACAGAAGCCAGGCUGGAUCUGAUUUCUACAGGCAUAAGACUGGGAGAUGUGUGUUUAUGCCAUGUGUUAGGCUAGUUGGCCAAUUUAAACCACUGUUCAAAUGUUGAACAAGAGAAGGAUCCGUAAGAAGAAGGAUCCGUAAGAAGAAGGAUCCGUAAGAAGAAGGAUCCGUAAGAAGAAGGAUCCGUAAGAAGAAGGAUCCGUAAGAAGAAGGAUCCGUAAGAAAGCGUUUGUCCAACAUCUGUUCCUGAGUUGUGUUAUCAGGCUACUCAGUUUGAUACACUGUUCUCCAAAACAACCAGGCUCCCAUACAUAUUGUAGUUACAAGUUAUUAGACUCCAGACCUGUAAAAAGUGAUCCAGUUUUAUGUCCUGCUAAUGCAAGAUGACAAAGACACACUCCUUCAUAUAUUUUCAGUGAUGGGGAAAUAAUUAUAAUUUAAAAAAUUGGCCUGCAGAAUAUGAAUAACUGUGUUCUUUGUUUAUCUAACUGUGACCCUGUCUCUCUGUGAGCAAUGACCUGCUGGUGCACUAGCCAGCUGUUUGGUACUGUACAUGUCUGUAUCUCUACAGUAUAAUAUCCCUGUUAUCCUUGUGUCAUUGUGUUUCCUGGUGUGGAGUCAGUCCUUGGUAUGCGGUUUAGACGUGGUUCAGGGGUCAAGUGUGUACUGUCACUACUACUACUUCAUGGAUAUAAGAUUGUUUAUGUUAAUUUAUUCACCUAUUAGAUAGUUUAUUUGUUCAUGUCUUUAACUUGUGAGUUGGGACCCCCUCUCUGUCCCCUGCCUCUCUAAUCACUUUUGAUAAUAUAUUAUGCACUACCUUUUCUAUAUUUUCCCUCUGAUUAUUUGAUUCUUGACUUGUUUUCACCCUACCAGUUAGUCAGCUGAUUCAAUGCAGACAUGGUUUGGGCAACAACCUAUUUUGCUCAAUUUAAUCACUCUUAAAAGAUUCAGUUCUACCGAACUUCUACCGAUUUAUAAUUCUACCAGAGGAUUUUAUUUUUUCAUAAUGAUUUAUUUAAGAAAUUGUGUGAGGAGGCAUUGGUCUUAGGUUUUUCUAUGUGAAUGAAGCAGUAUUCUAAUAUGUUCUAAUGUAUUCGUAGGGGGUCCUGUUGUCUGUCAGUCUCUCCGUCAACUGAAAGAAGGAAGAAGUGCCACAGGGUACUGUGCUAUGAUGAUUGGCUGUAGAGAAAAUGGUGGCCAAAAAACGAUGAGCAACCAUUCAAAGCAAAUGAAGGGUCGUUAUUAAGCCCCCACCCUGUUUGUUCUUUGUCCCGGUGGCCUCGGCUCUCGUGGUGUGGUUGGUGUUGUGCUCAGAACAGAACAGAGCUCUCUUGUACUUUGUCACCAUUGACAUGUAACACGACUCCUUGUGCUGUUUGAGUAAUGGGUCCUAUUUUACAAGUUGAACACUGUUACUUUGUAUGUGUGUGUCUUUUUUUUUGUACGAAUCAUAUUUAUUUCACAAUUUUGUAGACAAAUAACUAUUUGAUUUUGAUUGUAUUUUUCUAUUUCAAUAGGUUAUUAUUAUUAUUAGUAGUAGUAUUACACACAUUUUAGUGCCCCUAAUAUUCUAAUUAUGUCUGGCUCUGUUGAAAGACAAAAAUAAACAAAAGAUUUGAACAAAUAAUUAUGUAAUUGAUGUAUCAAUAUAUGACUGUUUUAAUAUAUCAAUAUGGUUAAUAUACAAGUACACAUUUACACCUUUUAUUUGAAGGAAGGAAACAUUGAGGGUUCUAUUAUAUUCAUGGAAGACACUUGAGAUUCUCCCCCUGUUGCAUCGAGGCCUGCGGUGCCUCUCCUCAUAGAUGCUCUGAAACUUGAAUAUAACACAUUUUGAAAGGCUGAUUAACCUCGAAUAUGUGUUGUGACGUGCAAUACUGUUUCUAAUGUUUGUAUAAAAAGUAAAAAUUACAGUGUAAACCUUUUUAAUGCAGAUUUAUUUUUUUCAUUGCAUAUUUUGCAGAUUUCUGAUCCACAGUGUCAUUUUUUACUGUCAGAAAAGAAACCCCUUUUUUUCAUUGCAACUAUUUUUCAAUCCAGAUAUCUUUGUACUGAUGUAAAUGAUUGUAGUUAUUUUGGAUAGUGUUUUGCUACCAAAAGGAGAGAAGUUUUCAUGCAUAUUUCUAUUUAAUUUUAUUCCCUUUUUUAUUUUAUUUAAUAGAAGCAGAAUACUUGGAAUAAUUUUUCAUAUUAUAUGUCAUUGAUAUUAUUUUGUAUUUUUAUGUGGAAAUAUAUAUAAUUUUAAGAUGCCAAUUGCUAAGAUAUUAUUUUAAUUAGAAUUAUUUUUAAGCUAAAUCUUUGUAAUAUUGUUAAAGUAACUCAUUUCUAAAUCGGAGUUUGUGUAUGAAUUCACAAAAGUGGUUUAUGAGGUGUUCGGAUUGUAAUUAUUACUCAAUGGUUCUUUGAUAUGCAAAAUUAAUAUCAUGUCGAUUUUUAAUUUUUGUUUUGUAUUUAAAUGGGGUGUUGAUUACAAUCUGUUUUCUUUCAUUUCCUGAAUAAAUAAAGACCCAUUCUGUUCAGACACAA
Molecule: messenger RNA, 8143 nt
Organism: Oncorhynchus kisutch (coho salmon)
Lineage: Eukaryota; Metazoa; Chordata; Actinopteri; Salmoniformes; Salmonidae
Product: cytoplasmic polyadenylation element-binding protein 2
Exons: 11
Coding region: 2316-4184 (622 amino acids)
Biological process (GO): negative regulation of cytoplasmic translation
Cellular component (GO): nucleus; neuron projection; synapse
Molecular function (GO): ribosome binding; mRNA regulatory element binding translation repressor activity; mRNA 3'-UTR binding
Source: RefSeq, a predicted model, not a curated record